AUGGAUUGGAAGAUUGUCGUCGUGUCAAUAAUCCUACUUCUGAAUGCGGCAUCAACUUCUUCUCAGAGUUUGGCGAAGCCUGGUUGCCAAGAAAAAUGUGGGGAUGUGAACAUCCCGUAUCCCUUUGGAGUUGGAAAUAAUGAUUCAGACUGUUUCAGAGACUCACAUUUCCACUUAGUUUGUAACACUUCAUAUGGCCAUCCAGUGCUUCUUGGUUCCCCUAGAGGAAAUAUACCCUUCCGGAAUAUAUCGUUAGAAGGCCAAACCACCGUCCACAUCCUGAUUGCUAUGGACUGUUACAAUCAAAGUGGUAGAACCUAUGACGGGUUCCAAGAAAUAGAUAUCACACUGGCAAAGCAAUUCAGCUUCUCGAGCACCCGAACCAAAUUCACGGCGAUCGGUUGCGACACCAAGGCCUACAUGUCGAGUUCAUUGUUAUCAGGUGAUUCUUUUGCGAGCGGUUGCAUCUCAUUUUGUACAAGCGACGAAACUCUGAUUAAUGGCUCCUGUUCCGGCAUUGGAUGCUGCCAGACUUCCAUUCCAAAUGGUCUUCAUACCUUUAACGUCAGCCUCUCCAGCUUUUACAACCACACCGACUCGUUGGGCUUCAAUCCCUGCAGCUAUGCCUUCCUGGCUGACCAAGAUUGGUUUAAUUUCUCUUCAUCCGACGUCAGAGAUCUCCGCAGUAGACUUCCAGUCCGUUAUGACGGAGCUACUGUAACUCCAGUGGUGCUGGACUGGGUAAUCCCCGACGACAACUGCACCUAUGCAAUAAAGAAUCGGACGAGCUACGCAUGUGGAGAGAACACCUAUUGCUCCGAUUCCUCCAACCCCACCGGCGGCUAUAAUUGUCACUGUAAGCAAGGUUACCGGGGGAACCCUUAUCUACCCCAAGGAUGCCAAGGUGAUGAUGGCGACCUCUCUUAA
Messenger RNA from Nelumbo nucifera (sacred lotus), 927 nucleotides. Lineage: Eukaryota; Viridiplantae; Streptophyta; Magnoliopsida; Proteales; Nelumbonaceae. The record is from RefSeq and is a predicted model, not a curated record.